Molecule: messenger RNA, 652 nt
Organism: Prorocentrum cordatum
Lineage: Eukaryota; Dinophyceae; Prorocentrales; Prorocentraceae
Source: the annotation of a GenBank genome assembly
GGGCGGCCCGGCGCCGCUGUCUGCCGCGGGCGGGGCCGCCUCGCCACAGGGCGGCGGGCUGAGCUCCGCCGCCGCGGCGGACGAGUGCUUCUGCGCUGGCCACCUGUGCGAGCACGGUCUGGAGGGGCACGCCGUGGACCUCCCCGCGGCGGCGGAGUUCUACCAGCUCGCCGCCGAGGCCGGCCACGCCGCGGCGCAGUGGCGGCUCGGCGAGCUGCUGGAGUACGGCCGAGGCGUGGGGCCAGACGAGGCGCUGGCGGCGAACUGGUACCGCCUGUCUGCCCGGGCGGGCAACGCGCAGGCGCAGUCCGCCCUGGCGCUGCUGCUGGAGGAGGGCCGGGGCUGCGCUCGCGACGACGCCGAGGCGGCGCGGUGGCACCUGGCGGCUGCGGAGCUGCAGGGGGCGCCAGCAGGGGGGGGGACUGCCCAGGCCCCCUCCCAGACGCGCGGGCGUCCCCGGGAGAUCCUGGCGGCACCGUUGCUUGAUGGCAGCGGGCGUUGUCGCCGGAUUUCGGGCCGCGGGGCCCGUACAGGUCGAUCCAGCGGGGUCUGGGGUCGAGUCGGGCCUGUGAGCCGCCCGAGCCGAGCCGAAGGGAGUGGCCAGGCGGAGGCGCAUUGGCGCAGCAUGGCCAGGGGUGGCCUAUGAGCGCAC